Diaporthe batatas is the source of this 789-nucleotide messenger RNA. RefSeq lists its product as uncharacterized. The transcript has a single exon. NCBI's taxonomy places the organism in Eukaryota, Fungi, Ascomycota, Sordariomycetes, Diaporthales, Diaporthaceae. The record is from RefSeq and is a predicted model, not a curated record. The coding region runs from base 1 to 789 and encodes 262 amino acids.
AUGGCGUCCUGGUACUCCAACAUCCUCACAAACACCACCUCCCGCAUCACAAACCUCCAGCGCUCAGUCUUCGCCUCCGAGGCCGACGGCGACACCGACGACGACACACACGUCUGCCGCGUCCUGCGGCAGUACUACACCGAGAACGGCCGCCCGCUGCCCAACUGGCUCCCACCAGACCCAAAGGCGCCCCCGCCCGCGCCCAUCGUCCAGCAGAACUCCGGGCCAGCGGCGUCCCGGUAUGGCGCCGCACCACAGCAAGGGGGCGCCCAGGGCGGGCUGAGCAGCCUGUGGGACCAGAACCGCGGCGCGGGCAGGGGCGCCGCCGGCGGUGCGGCGGGCAGCAGGAACCCCUUCGCACGAAACGCCGCCACGCCGGAUCCCGCGCCAGUCCAGGCACGGCCGUUGCCGAGCCAGAGGGCGGGCAGCGUUCAGAGCAACAGCGUGGACAUGGGCGCCGGCGGGGGAGGAGGCGGUGCGUCGAGCGCGCAGGACAGGCUGCGGCAGCGGCUGUAUGGGGGUGGUGCCAGGACGACGUCGCCUUCGUCCUCUACGGGCCCCUUCGCGCCGCCGCCGCAGCAAGGGGGAGGUGGCUUAUCACGAAGCAGAGGGGGGUCUGCAGCGAACUCGGGCAGUGGCGAUUAUGACCCCUACGGACCGGGCGGCCAGUUUGACUCUGGCAGUGGCAGUGGCAGUGGCGGAGGAGGAGGCAACAGGUUUGGCGGCGGUGGCCUGCCGUCUGGGCCGAGAAGGAUGGGUGGGCUCCCCAGCGGUCCACGGAUGAGAUAG